CGACUUGAGCUGCAAGCACACGCACACGUACUAUAUCUAAUCGAAAAGGAGAAGAAAGCAAAAGUGGAGUCUUCCAUUUUUUGUAGGAGCAAGACCACUGAUUUCAAGGAUGCACGGAUAUGGCAGUGAGAGAGCUCCUCUUCUUGGGAGACAAGGCGGAAGAAGAGGAAAUGGUGUUGAAGAGAAUGGUCAGCUGACUGACCUUGAGCAUGGAGAUGCUGUGCCGGCUGCAAAUGUGGGAUUUGGUAGAGUGUUAUCACUAGCAAAGCCCGAAGCAGGCAGUUUGAUUAUUGGCACGGUUGCUCUGUUGAUUGCUUCGACUUCUAGUAUAUUGGUGCCAAAAUUUGGAGGGAAGAUAAUUGAUAUUGUGUCUGGAGACACUGAAACACCUGAACAGAAAUCUGAAGCUUUGAGUGCUGUCUAUAGUACAAUAUUUGCAAUCUUUACGAUUGUUGUGAUUGGUUCAAUUUGCACAACAAUUAGAGCAUGGCUGUUUUCAUCUGCCAGUGAGAGGGUUGUUGCUCGCAUAAGAAAGAAUUUGUUUAGCCAUCUUGUUCGCCAGGAAAUAGCAUUCUUCGAUGUUACUCGGACAGGGGAGCUCUUAAGUAGGCUGUCUGAAGAUACACAGAUUAUAAAAAAUGCUGCAACUACAAAUUUGUCAGAGGCUUUGAGGAAUUUUUCGACUGCAUUUAUUGGUGUUGGAUUCAUGUUUGCAACUUCAUGGAAAUUAACAUUGUUGGCUUUGGUUGUUGUUCCGGUCAUAUCGGUAGCUGUGCGUCAAUUUGGUCGUUAUGUUCGGGAACUUUCUCACAAGACUCAAGCUGCUGCUGCAGUGGCUUCUUCUAUUGCUGAGGAAACAUUUGGUGCCGUGCGUACAGUUAGGUCUUUUGCACAGGAAGAAUAUGAGAUCUCACGCUAUUCUGAGAAGGUUGAGGAGACUCUAAAGCUUGGAAUCAAACAAGCGAAAGUGAUUGGUUUCUUCUUUGGAGGUCUUAGUGCUGCGUCAACAUUAUCAGUCAUUGUAGUAGUCAUCUAUGGUGCUACUCUGACCAUCAAAGGCGCAAUGACUCCAGGAUCUCUUACAUCUUUCAUUCUUUAUAGCUUAACUGUGGGAUCAUCGGUAUCUGGCCUAUCUAGCUUAUACACAGCAGUCAUGAAAGCUGCUGGAGCAAGUAGGAGGGUCUUCCAGCUCUUAGAUCGUGACUCAUCCAUGCCAAAAUCAGGAAAUAAGUGCCCUCUGGGAGGUCAAGAUGCAGAGGUUGAGCUGGAUGAUGUUUGGUUUGCUUAUCCAUCCCGCCCUAAUAUUAUGGUCCUUAAGGGAAUAACGUUAAAACUACACACUGGUUCAAAGGUUGCUCUGGUAGGUCCAAGUGGUGGUGGAAAGACCACCAUUGCAAAUUUGAUUGAGAGAUUCUACGACCCCAAAAAAGGAACGAUUAUGGUGAAUGGUGUUCCUUUGAUUGAAAUAUCUCAUGAUCAUCUACACAAAAAGAUCAGCAUUGUGAGUCAGGAACCUGUUCUUUUCAACUGCUCAAUUGAGGAGAAUAUUGCCUAUGGUUUAGAUGGGAAAGCAAGCAGUGCUGAUAUAGAAAACGCAGCUAAAAUGGCGAAUGCUCAUGAGUUCAUUUCCAAGUUUGCUGAGAAGUACCAAACGUUCGUCGGAGAACGCGGAGUGAGGCUUUCAGGCGGCCAGAAACAAAGAAUAGCCAUUGCCAGAGCUCUGCUAAUGGAUCCCAGAAUCCUACUUCUGGACGAGGCAACCAGCGCCCUGGAUGCCGAGAGCGAGUACCUAGUUCAGGAUGCCAUGGAUUCUCUGAUGAAGGGCAGGACAGUGCUGGUCAUAGCUCAUAGGCUUUCGACUGUCAAGACCGCUGACACCGUGGCAGUCGUUUCUGAUGGCCAGAUUGUAGAAAGCGGCACUCAUGACGAUCUGCUGAGCAGAGACGGAAUCUACACUGCCUUGGUUAGGAGACAGUUACAAGAACCUGCACCUCAAAUAUAGUUACACUAAGUUUUUAGAGAUUUCUACUUUCUUCUCUACUAAGUUGAUAAAUCAUCUGAUAAAAUAACUUGUUGUUCAGUGACUUGUAAGUUAUACUACUUGAAGUGUAGGUUUAAAACCUAACCUUGCUUCUCAUGUUUAGUUGUGAAUCAACAUUGUUGCAAAAAACUAUUGAAUUCUAUGAGAUCAAAACUCCAUUUUACUGUUGA
Messenger RNA from Salvia hispanica, 2211 nucleotides. RefSeq names its product transporter associated with antigen processing protein 2 (gene ABCB27). Gene Ontology annotation, cellular component: mitochondrial inner membrane. Gene Ontology annotation, biological process: oligopeptide export from mitochondrion. Gene Ontology annotation, molecular function: ATP binding; ABC-type oligopeptide transporter activity; ATP hydrolysis activity. The record is from RefSeq and is a predicted model, not a curated record. NCBI's taxonomy places the organism in Eukaryota, Viridiplantae, Streptophyta, Magnoliopsida, Lamiales, Lamiaceae.